Molecule: messenger RNA, 1026 nt
Organism: Phalacrocorax carbo (great cormorant)
Lineage: Eukaryota; Metazoa; Chordata; Aves; Suliformes; Phalacrocoracidae
Source: RefSeq, a predicted model, not a curated record
AUGGAGGUGGUGGCCAGGGGCUGGAGUGGUGACCCGCAGUGCCUGAUCCUGCUGGUGCACAGCCUUGCCCAGUCCUGUGGGUCCUGGGGCCUCUACUCUGAUCCCUCACAGCCGUUUUCACCUUCCCGGAACGCCGACGGCAAUCGCCCCGGGGAGGGCCGGGACCGGGGCAGCGAGGGGGCGCGGCGAGCCCCCCGCCCCGUCCCGCCUGCCCCGUCCCGUCCCGUCUCGGCCACGGGCGCCCCGCGCCGCCGCCCCCCCCCGGCGCUGCCCUCCCCGCCGGCGGCCGCGCAGGGCGGGCGGCUGCGGGCGCUGCACUGGGAGCCGGUGCCCGCGGCGCGGGUGCGCGGCCGCCGCUCGGCCGCUCUGCUGGAGCCCAAGCGGAGCCUCGCCCUCGGCGUCUUCCUCAAGCAGGUCAAGCGGCCUGUCCGCCAGAUCGUGCAGGACAUCCAGCAGGGCGUCGGGGCACCCUAUGGGCUGGAGAGGCUGCUGGAGCUCUCCCGGAUGCUGCCCAGUGCCGCAGAGCUCAACACCCUGCACAGCUCCAUCCAGACCCUGACAGACACUGCCGUUGAGCUGCUGGAGUGCGAGGAGCUGCACACCAUCCUCCACCUCAUCCUGAGCACCGGCAACCACCUGAACACGGGUGGCUACACCGGCAGCGUUGCCGGCUUCCACAUCGCCUCACUCCUGAAGCUGCCCGACACCAAGGCCAAUGAGCCAGGCAUGGACCUGCUGCACUUCGUGGCCAUGGUGAGUGUGGUGGGGCCACAGCAUCUGGCCUCCCCGCACUGCUGGGGCUGGGGCUGGGUUUAUUGUGGGGGACUCAACCUUGGCAGAGCGUUGGGUCUGUGUCUGGAGCAGGCUUUUCCCUGAUGGGGUUCCUAAAUGGAAGGUGGUCCCUGUGCACCCCCUCACUCCUCUCCCUGGCCCUUGGGGCUGCUUCAGAUGUGGCUGCGAUGGUCAGGGCCUGUCCUUGUCCUCUGCCCGCCAUCCCUGUGGCCCUUCUCUGGGCAGCGGCUGACA